GUGAACGUUUCCGGAUGUGACGUUACUACUUUGGCCAUCGAUUGUGACGUAUAGUUCAAGAUGGCAGCGCUGGCGUCCUUGAUGCUGAAGCCCCGAGCAGGUCUGUUGGUGCCGGGUCAGUCCUUUCUGCUGGACUCUGUGAGGUUUGCCUCAAAGAAGGCUGGUAGUAGCUGUAAGAACAUCGGAGGAAAUAGCCCUGGUCGGAGAUAUGGCUUCAAGAAACAGGAUGGAAACUUUGUCCAUGCUGGUAACAUCCUUGCAACACAGAAGGUGAUGAGGUAUCACCCAGGAGCACAUGUGGGGGUGGGAACCAACAAAACUCUCUUUGCUCUGGAGGACGGCCAAGUCAGGUUCACCAAGGAGGUCUACAUCCCAAAACCACGCAGCUGGAGGUACACACGGCUCAUCUCUAACCUGCCAAAGGGGGCUGUGCUCUACAAGACCUUCAUCAACGUCGUGCCACUGAAACAGGAAGGCAAGUUUAAACUGGUGGACAUGGUCUAAAACUGACUGGACUGGACUGGAAUGUCAGUGAGGAUCCAAGAGGAUUUAUUUUGGUGGACUGGCAUCUCAUGCACCGUGGAGGACUUUGGCAGCUUGGACCUCUAUCUUUGACCGAUAGUAGAUAAUGCCCACUGUAAUACUGAAUGAAAACUGCAGACUCCAUCUUUGGCUGCCAACGAUUCAUCUGCCACACAAGACAUUAGCAGUGAACAGUGUGGUGAUUCCUGUAUAAUCACAUAAUUCCUAUAUAACACAUGAUAUUGGUGAAAUCUUAUUUAAAACCAGUCAUCACUUAGAUGACACUUACUCUACUUCACCCAGGACAUACCACUGUAAAAAACUUUGCCAUAUUUGCCAAACUACAGUGAACUGUAUUUACCACAGUGGAGUGUUUAUCAGUCAUUAGAUUCUGGAUUGAUUCAGUUUGCUUUAUUGGAUAAUAAAGUUUUUUUCUUUGUGUAA
This is a messenger RNA of Lates calcarifer (barramundi perch), 966 nucleotides long. RefSeq names its product 39S ribosomal protein L27, mitochondrial. Bases 61 to 504 code for a protein of 147 amino acids. The record is from RefSeq and is a predicted model, not a curated record. NCBI's taxonomy places the organism in Eukaryota, Metazoa, Chordata, Actinopteri, Centropomidae. Gene Ontology annotation, molecular function: structural constituent of ribosome. Gene Ontology annotation, biological process: translation. The transcript is spliced from 4 exons. Gene Ontology annotation, cellular component: ribosome; mitochondrial large ribosomal subunit.